AGGCGGGCGGCUGGGCGAGCGGCGCAGCGCGGGCCGGCUGGAAGCGUCUUGUGGGCACGGGCCGCCGGGCAGGUGUGGCAGGCGGCGCGAGUGGGAGGCCGUCUUAAAGUCUCGUGCGGCGCCGCCCGACGGAGGGUCGGGCUGCCGGGCAGCGGCGGGACCGACCUGACCGUCGAAGGGCGCAGAAGGCCGGAGGGGCCGUGCGGGGCGGCGCGGCGCAGCCAUGCCUGGCUUUACGUGCUGCGUACCGGGCUGCUACAAUAACUCGCACCGGGACAAGGCGCUGCAUUUCUACACGUUUCCCAAGGACGCUGAGCUACGGCGCCUGUGGCUGAAGAAUGUGUCCCGGGCUGGCGUCAGCGGGUGCUUCUCCACCUUCCAGCCCACCACGGGCCACCGUCUCUGCAGCGUUCACUUCCAGGGCGGCCGCAAGACCUACACAGUGCGAGUCCCCACCAUCUUCCCGCUGCGCGGCGUCAAUGAGCGCAAAGUAGCGCGCAGGCCUGCAGGAGCUGCGGCUGCUCGCCGCCGGCAGCAGCAGCAGCAGCAGCAGCAGCAACAGCAACAACAACAGCAGCAGCAGCAGCAGCAGGCGUCGUCCUCCACGGCCUCCACGGCCCAGUCCUCCCAGCUGCAGCCCAACCUGGUGUCGGCCUCUGCCGCCGUGCUCCUCACCCUUCAGGCCGCUGUCGACGGUAACCAGGCUCCGGGGUCCGGUCCGCAGGCGCCCAGCACUCCAAAUGGAGAAGAUGUGAAGCCCAUUGACCUUACGGUGCAAGUGGAGUUUGCAGAGGGCGCGGCUGCCGCGGCUGCUGCAACAGAGCUCGAGGCUGCUACGGCAGGGCUGGAGGCCGCCGAGUGCCCUAUGGGUCCCCAGUUGGUGGUGGUUGGGGAGGAAGGCUUCCCUGAUACCGGCUCCGACCACUCGUACUCGCUGUCGUCAGGCACCACGGAGGAGGAGCUGCUGCGCAAGCUGAAUGAGCAGCGGGAUAUCCUGGCGUUGAUGGAAGUGAAGAUGAAAGAAAUGAAGGGCAGCAUCCGUCACCUGCGGCUCACCGAGGCCAAGUUGCGUGAAGAACUGCGCGAGAAGGAUCGUCUCCUGGCCAUGGCUGUGAUCCGCAAGAAGCACGGAAUGUGAAUGUGAGCCAUCUGGCCUGCGGGAUUCCUGGACCCCUUGCCUCCUAUGGCCUCCUCGGGCACUAGGGGCACCGUACUGAUGAUUAGGGCAGCUGGAUUCUGGCUGGUGAUCUGAUAGUCUCACUUGUUUUCCUUCUAAAAGUAGGAGUCUGCGGCCUCCAGCUCUGCGCCGGAGACACCAGCAUUUGUGACUUGGUUUAACCUCCCUCCCCAUGUUGUGUUGCAGAUUCUGGCUAAGCAGAGGCCUCAGAACCAUAGAACUUGAAACUUAAACCCCUGAGGGUUGCAGGUGGGAUGCUCCAGAGACUUUGGGUUUGGGAAAACCUCUCCUUAAGGCUGGACAGCAACCGGAAACGAUUCUUCUGUGUGUAGUGAUAACAGUUCCAAGGAACCUGAGUUCCCGUAUUACUUUUUCCUUCUGGGGUGCAGCCUGUGACUCUAUUGGGGAUUGGUGGAUCUCAGGGUCUUCUAGGACCUCCCUCUCCAGGAGGCUGUUGACCAUGGGAACUGGGGGACCUGCAGACGGAGAUCCAGCUUGCCAGGGACUUAGGUUUAUCCUGUUAUGUUUGCUACUGGUUACAAAUUCUAUUUUCUGUACAAUUAGACUAAAGUUUUCACUGUGUUUGUUUGGCAAGACAAAUUAAACAAAAAGUAAGGUUUUUA
Messenger RNA from Ochotona curzoniae (black-lipped pika), 1800 nucleotides. It is a transcript of the gene THAP11, whose product is annotated as THAP domain containing 11. NCBI's taxonomy places the organism in Eukaryota, Metazoa, Chordata, Mammalia, Lagomorpha, Ochotonidae. The transcript has a single exon. Bases 224 to 1138 code for a protein of 304 amino acids. Gene Ontology annotation, molecular function: RNA polymerase II cis-regulatory region sequence-specific DNA binding. Gene Ontology annotation, cellular component: nucleoplasm. The record is from RefSeq and is a predicted model, not a curated record. Gene Ontology annotation, biological process: regulation of transcription by RNA polymerase II.